This is a messenger RNA of Drosophila willistoni, 1434 nucleotides long. RefSeq lists its product as uncharacterized. Lineage: Eukaryota; Metazoa; Arthropoda; Insecta; Diptera; Drosophilidae. The coding region runs from base 269 to 1003 and encodes 244 amino acids. The transcript is spliced from 5 exons. The record is from RefSeq and is a predicted model, not a curated record.
UUUGUUUAGGGAUUUUUGCUUUUUGUAUUGUGAAGUUUAAAUUUCAGCAUAGUUGGCAUUCUGUUUAGUGAUAUAUAGUUAAUUUUUAUAUUAUUAUUAUGUUUUUUUUUUCUUUUUUAAUAUACAAAUUAUAAAUGUAAAAACAAAUAAGCAAAUUAUUAUCAAAGUUAACAUCUUUUAACAUCUGCGCGCUUUGAGCCCUUUAGAGUUUGAUUCUAUUAUAAAGGACUCCUGCUGCUCCAUUCCAUUGACCCGUAAGUUAACAGUUAUGCCGGCCGAUAGUGAUGAUGAAUAUAUAGCGAAAAAAUUGCUAUGCAAGACCUACUUGGUGACUUGUGUAAUGCUUCUCAUUGGCCAGAUACAGGUGGCCGUGGUAAUGGAAAUAAAACCUGUAAAGGAAUUUCUGAGACAGCAUUAUUAUGUGAGUCUUGUGCAAUUUUUCUUAAGUUUUAUAUCGAUCCAGCUGUACGUAUUUUUCUAUCACAUCAUUGUACAAAAAUCGGCCUGGAAAAGAAUUUUGGCCGGCGUAUGGACGUUUGAAGUUAAUACCAUAUCCAUUAUGAAACCGGCCAAAAAGGCGCCAUAUAUCAGUUUAUUGGUAUCCCUGGUAUUGACCUAUUUCAUAAUGUUAGUUAGCCUGAUCUAUGGCAAUUUGGCUGUACGUCAUCGACGUGGUCUUUUUAUGUCCCGCCAUAAUAUCAUACGUUGGAGUGAACGUCUUUUUGUCCUGACCAGUUUUGGCAUCAUUGUCGCCUCAGAAAUGAAACGUGUUAUUAUUGAGUUUCCCACUCUCUUUAUCUACACUUUGUUAUCAAAUGUGUUUGUGAUCAUUUUUGCUGCCUCGAUGAGAAAACCGAAUUUCUAUCAUAUUGAAAUGAAAGCUGAUAAUAUCUUAAUUGGACAAUUGUAUUAUCUCAAUUUCUAUGCUCUCUAUAUGGGUUAUGUGUGGACAACGGCAGCGGGAAUUGAAUUGAUGGGCUGGAAUGUAAAUCUCUUUUCCUAACCCUAACUCCCGCCAGGGUUGUCAAGUGUGUGUGUGUACCACCAGAAGAGAAGAUGAAACAGCUGUUUUGUUUUGAGGGUCGUCGGGUAUUUGGGCGCCUGCGCCAAAGAGAAAAAUCAAUCCCCCCUCUCUUAAACCCCACCGCCAUGCCACCCAUUCCAAAGUUAUGUCACAAGUCGGAUACGGAUAUACUACGAGUUCAGAGUCAGCCUGUCUGCCAGCCAACCAGCCAGAGAGCCAUUCAGUUAGUCAGUCGUUGUCGUGGUCGUCUUCAUUAUCGUCGUCGUUGUCGUCGUUAGAAGCAACUUGGCUGGUCGACCAGAAUCAUUUCCAGAAUGCGGCACAUCUCGUCGCUGUGCCUCGUUUAAAAAUCAAUAAGAGUUGUGUUUUUCCAUUUCAUGCUAAUUAAAACUAAAAACAAAUGGCUUCAA